CGCCGACGGCACAGGACACGCGUCAUGCCAAGGGGAUUGGACGCUGCCGCAGCAGGGCUCAUCCGGCCCCACCGAGUCAUUAGUCACUCGCCCUCCUCAAUGUCACAGUCUCCCGCCUUCCCCCGAAGCACCCAGGCGCCUCCCUUCCCCCGCACCCGGGUGGGGUUCCCAGGCUCCUCCCCCGAGUUGUCUUGGAGUCCCCGCGCGCCCCCCACCGCUCGGUCCGCGGCUGCCAUGGCAACCGUACGCCGCCGCCACCGCCUCUUCACGCACGUCGGGAACUAACGGACUCCGCGGCGGCGGCUGCGGCGGCGGCGGCGGCGGCCUGUGCCCCACCCCCACCCGGACCGCAUCACCAACAGCCGGCCGACCUGCGGCACCUAGUAUUCUUCAGAAUUUCUCAGGAGCGUGCUUUCAGGAUGAAAAUUGCCCAAACAACACAAAACGAAACAGCAACUCUGUAAUACACCUUAGCCCUUAGGGUUGGCUUAGGUCCUGGUGUUCUCUUCAAGAAGAUGAAUUUGGCUGAGAUUUGUGACAAUGCAAAGAAAGGAAGAGAAUUUGCACUUCUUGGAAACUAUGACUCAUCAAUGGUAUAUUACCAGGGGGUGAUACAGCAGAUUCAGAGACAUUGCCAAUCAGUCAGAGACCCGGCUGUCAAAGGCAAAUGGCAACAGGUUCGGCAGGAAUUACUGGAAGAAUAUGAACAAGUUAAAAGUAUUGUCAGCACUUUGGAAAGUUUUAAAAUUGACAAGCCCCCAGAUUUCCCUGUGUCCUGUCAAGAUGAGCCAUUUAGAGAUCCUGCUGUUUGGCCGCCCCCUGUACCUGCAGAACACAGAGCUCCACCUCAGAUAAGGCGUCCCAAUCGAGAAGUAAGACCUCUGAGGAAAGAAAUGCCCGGAGCGGGAGCCCGGGGACCUGUGGGCCGAGCACAUCCUAUAUCGAAGAGUGAAAAACCCUCCACCAGUAGAGACAAGGAUUAUAGAGCAAAAGGAAGAGAGGAUAAGGGAAGGAAGAAUAUGCAAGACGGUGCAAGUGAUGGUGAAAUUCCCAAAUUUGAUGGUGCGGGCUAUGAUAAGGAUCUGGUAGAAACUCUUGAGAGAGACAUCGUAUCCAGGAAUCCUAGCAUUCAUUGGGAUGACAUAGCAGAUUUGGAAGAAGCUAAGAAGUUGCUCAGGGAAGCUGUUGUUCUGCCAAUGUGGAUGCCUGACUUUUUCAAAGGGAUUAGAAGGCCGUGGAAGGGCGUGCUGAUGGUUGGACCCCCCGGCACUGGGAAGACUAUGCUAGCUAAAGCUGUUGCCACCGAAUGUGGCACAACAUUCUUCAAUGUUUCCUCUUCUACAUUGACAUCGAAAUAUAGAGGUGAAUCUGAGAAGUUAGUCCGUCUGUUGUUUGAAAUGGCUAGAUUUUAUGCACCCACCACAAUCUUCAUUGAUGAGAUAGAUUCCAUCUGCAGUCGAAGAGGAACCUCUGAUGAACAUGAGGCAAGUCGCAGAGUCAAGUCUGAACUACUCAUUCAGAUGGAUGGAGUCGGAGGAGCUUUAGAGAAUGAUGAUCCUUCCAAAAUGGUUAUGGUAUUGGCUGCUACUAAUUUCCCAUGGGACAUUGAUGAAGCUUUGAGAAGGAGAUUAGAAAAAAGGAUAUAUAUACCUCUCCCAACAGCAAAAGGAAGAACGGAGCUUCUGAAGAUCAAUCUUCGUGAGGUUGAACUGGAUCCUGACAUUCAGCUGGAAGAUAUAGCAGAAAAGAUUGAGGGCUAUUCUGGUGCUGAUAUAACUAAUGUUUGCAGGGAUGCCUCUUUAAUGGCAAUGAGACGGCGAAUCAAUGGCUUAGGUCCAGAAGAGAUCCGUGCACUUUCUAAAGAGGAACUUCAGAUGCCUGUUACCAAAGGAGACUUUGAAUUGGCUCUUAAGAAAAUUGCUAAGUCUGUCUCUGCUGCAGACUUGGAGAAGUAUGAAAAAUGGAUGGUUGAAUUUGGAUCUGCCUGAAUUUCUGUCAGCUCUUUCAUUUCUGGUAUUUUUACUUAUAAAAUGUGAAGAAAUUCCCUGCAGUUUUUUUUAAAAACAGGUUUAAAACUUCUCAUUGGAGAGAUUUUUCCCUUACAGGAAAAAAAAAAAAAGAAAAACCCAAACCACCGAGAGUAUAACCGUAGUUGAGAAAUGAGAAAAGCUUACAUAGAGAGCCUGGUAGUCUCCACCACCUGGCUUUGCGCUGGUAUCCACGUGUGCACAUGUGAAUAGUGCACAUCCAAACCAAGGUGUCAGGGAGGCCGAAGGAAGCGCUUCGCGUGCUCUUGUAGAAACUUGUUUACAAAAGGUUUAGAGGGACCUCUUUUUCUCACGUGCGUCUGUUGGCUUUUUUUGCUUUGUUUUCUUCUAUUCUUUGCUCUGAACACGAGGGACCUAGAUACGUUGACUUUUAACAGCAACACUGCGUUUGCGUCAAAUUCCUCGUUCGUUGUUAAAAACGAGAGUUUGGAAUUAAAUAAUGAACUUGUUAGUUAAGCCUUUAGAAUUCAACUCUUACUGUUGCCGUCUAUCAUAUGGUUGAAUUUGAACCCUUCCUCCCCCCACCAUUUCUUCUGUUAGCCAUCUCAUCAUUUCUUCAGCUGUACAUAUCCUCAUGCCUCGUGGUCUUUGAGACGUUUUGUCAGGUGGUGUCUCUGGGCUUCAGUAUUUUUUGCUGGUACUUAACAUUUCACGUUGGAAGGAUGAGAAGAAUGUAGUGAUUGCAUCAGAUGCAUUUCUUCAUCCUAGACUUCUGGGUUUGUUUUCGCUUUUCUUUCAAUACAUUCAAAUAGAUAAGACCUUUACUUUCCUCAGCUCUAGCAAUGUUUGAUUUUUGCUGAACUUGACUUUCAUAUACUAAAUAAAUGCGUGGGUGUUCGAAACAAGUCCACUCUUUUGUGGCUAAUGCAAAACAAAACAAAAGUCGUUUUAAUUAUCCAGAUAGCUUGUUUAACACAAUAACAUUGUACAUAAUGAGUGAUGUUCAUUUGAAAAUUUUAGAAUUAUUCCUUGUCUAGGUUGAGAACUUGUACACCGCAGUGUACGUUAGGAUAAGAUUAGGAUAGAAAUCUGACAUGCACAUGUCACGGUCAAAAGAGGCCAGAGAAAGUAGAUGUGUCUAAUCACAAGUAAAAUAUCCUGGUGUUAGUUGUUUUAAAUUACAUUUAUCCCAUUUUGGUUGGGCAUCCUAUGCUUUAAUGGUGAUGCUUUUUAAAAUUUGUAUUUGAUGAGAUCUUGAAGUCUCAAUUUUGGAGAGCAGCCACUGGUUUAAAACUAAAAAUAAUAGAACUUUUUAGAUACGUAACAAAAAAGCCCUUUUAGUAUCUUGCUUUAAGAGAUUUUUUUCCCCUACUAAGAAUUGCAUAAUUUUCAGAUAACUUAAGUCUGAUUCUAAACUCCAGUAUUUUAUAGAAUGCUAUAAAUUACCCCCUGCUUCCCUGAGGUAUAGAUUAUAAGAGUUAAAAUCAUAAGGCGUCGUAAUUUUAUUUUAACUCUUUUUUAUUUAAUUCCUUUAAAAAAAUUGAAAUAAGUUUUCUUUUAUUCAUGACCUUUUAAAAUAAAUAAAUGAUCACACUAAGAUAAUCUUGCAAACAGUUGCCAUCUAGUAACAUAUUUUUUUCCCCUGAAGUCCUAGGGGCAGUCGUUAAUACAUUUGUGUUUUGAUUGCUAAAACUUCUAUUUUGGUUGACUAGUUAGACCCUUUUUCUAGGUUUUGUGUUAUUUGUGUGGGUAUGUAUUUCUUCUUCUUUUUAAAAUUCUUCACGGAUAAUAGCAUGGUGAUCGCGAUUUUUAAAAAACUAUCAGUUAAGUAGUAUUUGGACACUCAAGCUUCCUGGAACCUUAUCUGCUUUGUUGAGAGUCAGCUGUGCUUUUUUAUUUCCCUCAUUUCUCAUUUUGCUCUGUCAGUGGAUGGCAAAUGCUUUGUAUUUCUUUUUUCUUUCUUUUUUUUAAUGUUCAUUGUUUAUCUUUGAGAGAGAGUGAGUGGGAGAGGGGCGGAUAGACCGGGGGUGGUGGGGGGGUGGGGGGCAGAGGACCUGAAGCGGGCUCUGGGCUGCCAGCCGGGAGCCCAAUGCGGGGCUUGAACUCAUGAAUCGUGAGAUCAUGGCCUGAGCCGAAGUUGGACGCUCAACUGACUGAGCCACCCAGGCGCCCCAAUGCUUUGUAUUUCUUAAACCCCUUAAAGGAUCCCAAGGAGCUUCCCCAGGUCUUCUAUCCGGCCUUUACUGUACAUCCUAUGUCCACUGUCUUUAUUGCAAGACAGGGUGUUGCCUUACCCAGAAUGAGAAAAUUGUUGUCUUUUGCUUUUUUUCUAUGUUGCAUUAUCAAAUUAGAAGGAUGUGGUUCCUUUACUUCAUCUGAAAACAUGAGUGCUUUGGGCUCUGCAACAAAGUGAUGUUAGGACUGAGUUUUGUGCAAUUCUGUCUUGCACAUACCUGAUCAGAUAGUCCCUUUGUUCAGCCACCUUGCACUGGUUGCUUACUGUGUACAAGACCCUUGGAGGGGGCGCUCUGUGGCUUACAGAGUUGGGCCAGGUUGUCGUGCAGUACUGACUCUGGGCCCUUUCUAUAACUACACCGUGUGGCUUCUGGCUCCAACUAAUGAGAUGAGUCCACAUCAUAAAAGGAGAGGCGCAGUAAUCUGUGUGUGCUUUGGAAAGAUAAUAUUUACAGGUGUUUCUCUUUUUCCUUUAAAUGUUUCAAAAUAAGAAAUUUGUUUGAACAAGGUCACUAUUAUAGAUCUGGCUACUUUCAUGAAUCAUUUCCUAAAGUUCAUGUUUACGGUAUAAACACGUACCCAUGUAAUUGUGUAUGCACGUUCCGUGUUUAUUGUGAACAUUUUGCUCUCACAAUCACUUUAUUUUUUAAAGGAAAUUUGUGUUGAUGAAAUGUGCCAGAUAAAUGGCUUUUAACUGUAGGCUGAAACCUUCUAGAAGUCCAAGCAGGAAAAUAGACGAUGGUAUCACAGAUUUUUAUCUUCUCGUCAGUAGCAGUGUAGAAAUUCUAGAAUGAUCAAAAACACGCUUUGGGCUUGGACUUCUAUCUUCUGAACUACCAAGACAGCUUGGAACAGGAAACAUGUGGUCUAGCUGCAUAAUUAUGGGCUUCAGUUGAGCCCCUGAGAUUACAGUUUUUAUGAUGUGAUAUUUGACUGUCAAAGUAUAGGCUGAAACCACUAAUUACUCAAAAAGGGGGCGAGCAAAUAUCUGGUGAAUCUCCGAUGAACAAACAUACAACCACGUCAAGAAUAAAAUGUGCGUUAACAGCCCAGAUUUAUAAUGUGACUGUCACUCUACCACUUGGCUAAUGUACCUGACUCCUCUGAACACAAAGUUAUUGAUAUUCUGUAGGUUUUGCACAGCUUGAGUUGCUGUUAACCCUUGCCUUGGAGGUUUCUUAUAUGUACACUCUUGAAUCUGUGAUGGGAAUUGUAAAACAGGAGCCUGUUGGCAUAAUUACGUGUCACUCUCCCCCACUCUGACUGCAGCUCGAGUGAAGGGCUUAGGCAGGUAUUUUCACAUUGUGUGGGCCUUGGCUUCUUCAGUGUUAAUCUUGAUUAUUGCGUCUUUUCUGUGUAAUAGUAGGGCCCCACUCUUUCCUUCAUCAUAAGUGAUAAAUCGCCUUAGCUUGUAUCCUGUGUGAUAGGCAUAAAAUGUUAAGGAUAUUUUCUGGCCUUUUCCGAGAAAGGGCCACAUGAACUUGCGUGAAACAGUAGUAAUUAUUCUUUUCACAUUUUUUUGUAACUUUUGUUCCUUAACUGUUUCGAUUGUAUAUUUUUUACAUGCCACUUAAUCUGUGAUGCACAUAAUAUUUAUGUGAAUCUAAAAAUCUGUCAUAGCAGAAAAGAAUAGGAAUUACAGUUGGAGGGCUUGUUAGGGAACAAAAGUAUGUGAGCCCCAAAUGUUAUAUUCUCAUCUCCUCUACUUAUUUUGGCAGAGAAAGCUAGAAACUCCAUUAUAAUUACUAUAUUUAUCUAUUUAUACCUUCAAAUUGGGCUUUUCAUACUUAUUUAAUUUUUAAGAACAUUUGCUUUUUUUUUAAACGUUUCUUUAUUUUUAAGAGAGAGCACGUGAGCAGGGGAGGGGCAGAGAGAGAAGGAGACAGAGGAUCGAACCCACAAACUGCGAGGUCAUGACCUGAGCUGAAGUAGGAUGCUUUUAACCGGCUGAGCCACCCAGGCGCCCCUAAGGACAUUUGCUUUUAAUUUUGUUUCUCAAUGUGGAAACUGUGGGAGUACGUUAAAAAUAAAAUCCCUAAGAUAAUAGAUACAUUUUUAAACAUUCACAGAUUAACAAUAAUUCUUGAAAUAUUUAUUAGGUUUUUUUGGCUCUGGACAACUCUUUAGCUCUAUGGUAUUUCUAAAUUUCCGAGUGAUUUAUUAAUAAAAAAAAAAAAGGAAAACUAUUAAGGUAAUAUCACUUAUUCUUUUUAUUUUACCAUUCUUAUUUCUUGAUCAACCUUAGUUCAUUUAUGUCUAUAAAUCAACUAGAUACUGCUUUGUCCCCAACAGUGUGUAGGUUUUUAUACAUUUGGGAAUUUGGGAAUUCCCAAACAAAUAGGGAAUUAGCGUAGAGGUUUUCUUCCAGUAAACGGGCUCCCAUUUGAUUUUGUGUUCAAGACUAUAAAACGCACUUUUGUUUGACAACCUCUGACAUGACUAAAUAUUGCCCUUUGGAAAACCUGAAUCUUUGCACUUGUUAUCUCCAGAGUCUACCUCAGUCACCCAGGCUUAGUUUUAGGAGGAAAUGAACUGAAACCAUAUUUAAAUUCUGUUCAUCAUCUAUGCAGACUUGUUUCUUCAAGUACUUCCUUUUCUCUCCUCCUGCCCUUUUCCCGCUGCCUUUUUUUAAAUCUUGAAGUUUUUAUUUAACAUACUUGCUUUUGCAAAACCGUCUAUUCCAAAUUAAGCCUCUGUGACAUGUCUGGAAGAUCUUAAUUCCCUUUUUUGGUAUGGCUUCAUUAUUGGGAUGUGUUUCAUUUCAACAAGCAGUUUCAAACACAACACACAUCCCCCUCUUUUCUCGUGGCUUCAUAAACGCAAAGUAAUGUGAUGACAUGAAAAAUCUUGGAACCUAACCGUUCCUGUGUCCACUUUCUAAGAACCCACAUGUGUUUUCUGAAAACGCACAAAAGUGGACACACAUCUGUUCACGUGUUGAUACGGCAACAGGGCAUCGACUUCAGGUACCGUUGUGUGGGGACAGUUCCCAGGGAAUCAUUACACGUUAAGACGGUUUAUGUAUGGUUACGAAUUUUGUCUCAGUGUUUGUCUCAGUAUUUUGACCCUAAUUUAAAGAAAAAGGUGUUUCUGAAUUGUAUUUAUUAAACGUGCUUUUCCUUACAUUCUGUGCUGCUACUUUGCUGGUCUCAUGAGCUUAGUUGUCUCUGUGCAUAGGUUACGAUUGGGUAAUAAAUCUCUAGAGUGUU
Messenger RNA from Neofelis nebulosa (Clouded leopard), 7432 nucleotides. RefSeq names its product katanin catalytic subunit A1 like 1 (gene KATNAL1). Gene Ontology annotation, biological process: microtubule severing. Gene Ontology annotation, cellular component: microtubule; microtubule cytoskeleton. NCBI's taxonomy places the organism in Eukaryota, Metazoa, Chordata, Mammalia, Carnivora, Felidae. The transcript has 12 exons. Bases 516 to 1988 code for a protein of 490 amino acids. Gene Ontology annotation, molecular function: microtubule binding; microtubule severing ATPase activity; ATP binding. The record is from RefSeq and is a predicted model, not a curated record.